Messenger RNA from Melospiza georgiana, 828 nucleotides. RefSeq names its product H6 family homeobox 2 (gene HMX2). Lineage: Eukaryota; Metazoa; Chordata; Aves; Passeriformes; Passerellidae. Bases 1 to 828 code for a protein of 275 amino acids. The record is from RefSeq and is a predicted model, not a curated record. The transcript is spliced from 2 exons. Gene Ontology annotation, biological process: regulation of transcription by RNA polymerase II. Gene Ontology annotation, molecular function: RNA polymerase II transcription regulatory region sequence-specific DNA binding; DNA-binding transcription factor activity, RNA polymerase II-specific. Gene Ontology annotation, cellular component: nucleus.
AUGAGCAGCAAAGAAGAGCCGAGCAAGUGCUGUCCGGCGGCUGCUCCCAUCUCCAGUUUCACCAUCCAGUCCAUCCUGGGCAGCGGCAGCGCCGAGCCCCCCCGGGAAGCCGCGGACAGAGCGCCCGCCUGGCCCGCCCGCGCCCGGACCCUGUCCCUGUCCUCGGAGGACGAGGAGCCGGAGGAGAGCUGGAAGCACCGCGGCUGCUUCUGCCCCGAGGCUCAGGGCCCCGCCGAGGCGUGCCGCAAGCACCAGCCCCCCCUCAGCUUCACCUGUCUCGGCAGCGCCAAGGGGAGCGGAGCGGCGGCGGCGGGCAGCGGGGAGCGGGGGCCCUUCCUCUCGCCCCCCCAGCAGGACUGUAAGGACGAGAAGGAGAAGCCGCUGGGACCCUCCUCGCCGUCCUGCGGGGAGCGGCAGCGCGAAGGCGGGGACCGGCAGGCCGGCGCCGCCAAGAAGAAGACGCGCACGGUGUUCAGCCGCUCGCAGGUCUAUCAGCUGGAGUCCACCUUCGACAUGAAGCGCUACCUGAGCAGCUCGGAGCGGGCCUGCCUGGCCUCCAGCCUGCAGCUCACCGAGACCCAGGUGAAGACGUGGUUCCAGAACCGCAGGAACAAGUGGAAACGGCAGCUCUCGGCCGAGCUGGAGGCGGCCAACAUGGCCCACGCCUCGGCGCAGACUCUGGUGGGGAUGCCGCUGGUGUUCAGAGACAAUUCCCUCCUGCGAGUGCCGGUGCCCCGGUCCAUCGCCUUCCCCGCUCCUCUCUACUACCCCGGCAGCAACCUCUCGGCCUUACCGCUCUACAACCUCUACAACAAGAUCGACUACUGA